This is a messenger RNA of Poecilia latipinna (sailfin molly), 1497 nucleotides long. It is a transcript of the gene scarb1, whose product is annotated as scavenger receptor class B, member 1. The transcript has 8 exons. Gene Ontology annotation, molecular function: low-density lipoprotein particle binding; lipid binding; scavenger receptor activity. The annotation marks the transcript as partial. Lineage: Eukaryota; Metazoa; Chordata; Actinopteri; Cyprinodontiformes; Poeciliidae. Gene Ontology annotation, biological process: cholesterol import; cholesterol efflux; recognition of apoptotic cell. Gene Ontology annotation, cellular component: cytoplasm; caveola. The record is from RefSeq and is a predicted model, not a curated record.
GUGUCACCAUUAGACUAUAAACACUGGGACGUGGUCUCAGAUGGGAGUCGUUAAUCAAAAAGGUGAAUGAGCGAGCCGGUGAAACAUCAGGGGGUUUUUUUUAUACCAGAAACGAAGCUGUUCGUCUCAUGUUGAGACACCGUAAGGUCGUUUACAGGCAGCUAACUUCGUGUCGUGGCACAGCUAAACAGCUUGCAGACAAAGAAAGCUACUUUUGUGCCGUAAACACUACCAGUGGUGCCCUGUCAAGCUGUCAGUGUCAGGAUGGCUGUUAAUAAAUCCAAAGUCUCAGCCGGAUUCAUAGUAGUAGGUGUCCUGACUGCGUUUUUCGGUAUCGUUCUCGUUUUUGUGGGGCCAGUAAUCAUCGAUGACCAAGUAGUAAAGAACACCAUCAUUGAUCCAAAGAAUGACCUCUCCUACACCAUGUGGAAGGACCUCCCUGUGCCCUUCUUCAUGUCCGUCUACUUUUUUCAUGUCCUCAACCCUGAGGAGAUCCUGAAGGGAGAAAAGCCUAUGGUGGAGCAGAGAGGACCGUAUGUGUACAGAAAGCAGUGUAGGAAGGAAAACAUCACGUUUCACCCCAACAGCACCGUGUCCUACAGAGAGUACCGCAGAUACUUCUUUGAGCCCUCCAUGUCCGUUGGGAACGAGUCUGACAUCAUCACCAUUCCCAACAUGUUGGUGCUGGGUGCAGCGGUGAUGCUGGAGGACCUGCCCUAUGCCUUACGGCUGUUGAUCAGCGCCACCUUCAAGAUGUUCAAGGAAGGUCCCUUCCUGACCAAGACAGUGGAAGAGUUGAUGUGGGGCUAUGACAGCAAACUGGUCGAGUUCCUCAACAAGUACCUCCCUGGCAUGCUGCCAUUCACAGGAAAGUUUGGCCUCUUUGCAGAGUUUAAUAACUCCAAUACUGGUCUAUUCACCAUCCACACCGGGAGAGAUAACAUCAAAAACGUCCACAAAGUCGACUCCUGGAAUGGCCUCACUGAGCUGAGCUACUGGAGGACACCUCAGUGUAACAUGAUCAAUGGAACAGCCGGGCAGCUGUGGCCUCCUUUUAUGACAAAAGAGACCACUCUACCUUUCUACAGUCCAGAUGCCUGCAGGUCUUUGGAGCUCGUGUAUCAGCGAUCAGGCGUGAUGAACGGCAUCCCUCUGUAUCGAUUCGUUGCUCCCAAGACCAUGUUUGCGAAUGGGACGGAUUAUCCUCCAAAUGAAGGCUUCUGCCCCUGCAGGCAGUCUGGGCUGCUCAACGUCAGUAGCUGCCGCUACAACUCUCCGGUCUUCAUCUCUCAUCCUCACUUCUUUAAUGCUGAUCCUGUGCUGCUGGACUACGUGCUGGGUCUUCACCCCACCGAGGAGGAGCACGGCCUUUUCAUUGACAUUCACCCUGUGAGUGCCCACUUACACCCACACUUAAAAGCCGCCACUUUUAAGAAACCCAUCAAGACUGUACCAAAACGGUUAAAAUUGCAGAAGAAGAGAGGCUGGAGGAUCUUU